Molecule: messenger RNA, 1650 nt
Organism: Dovyalis caffra
Lineage: Eukaryota; Viridiplantae; Streptophyta; Magnoliopsida; Malpighiales; Salicaceae
Source: the annotation of a GenBank genome assembly
AUGGGUAAAAAGAUUCAAGAAACCAAUCCUGUCAGCGAACCAAUUGCCCAACUAGAAACCGCAAAUGGUCACAAAUCAGAUAAAAAGAAAAAGAAGAAUAAAAACAAAAAUCAAGAACCCGAAGUUCAAGGAACUCAAAAAGAACCAAUUCUAAAGAGAAAGCUUGAAGAAACAGAAGAACAAGAAACCAUCAAGACAGAAAAGAAGAAGAAGAAGAAAUACAAAGAAGAGAAAGAAAGCGGAAAUUUUCAAGAAAGUGCCAAGAAAGAUAAAAAGAAAAAAGAGAGAGCAAGAAACAAGAUGAAAAUGGGAAAGCAAGAGGAAGUAAAGCCGGAAGAGAGAGUGGUGGUGUCUGGAAAGGAUGCGCAAGAAGCAAAGUAUGCGCCUUUAAAGUCUUUUGCCGAGGCGAAACUUUCUGAUAAUGUUUUGGAAUGUUGCAAGAAUUUCAAGAAUCCGUCUCCAAUCCAGGCUCAUGCUUGGCCAUUUUUGCUUGAUGAGCGUGAUUUUAUUGGGAUUGCAAAAACCGGGUCAGGUAAGACUUUGGCGUUUGGAAUACCAGCAAUAAUGCAUGUUCUGAGCAAGCGGAGAGGGAAAUCGACAAAGGGGGCGAAACCACUUUGUCUUGUGCUUGCACCUACAAGAGAAUUAGCUGAUCAAAUUUCAGACGUUAUACAUGAUGCUGGGGAACCUUGUGGUGUGAGAUCAGUUUGUAUCUAUGGAGGAACUUCCAAAGGACCUCAAAUAUCGUCUCUGAAGGCUGGUGUUGAUGUUGUCAUUGGAACUCCUGGUCGUUUGAAGGAUUUGAUAGAAAUGGAUGUAUUGCACCUUAUGGAGGUAUCUUUUGUGGUUCUUGACGAAGCAGAUAGAAUGCUAGACAUGGGAUUCAGACAGGAAGUUCGUUCAAUAUUGAGCAACACAUGUUCUGCCCGCCAAAUGAUAAUGUUUAGCGCUACAUGGCCUGUUGAUGUUCAUAAUUUGGCAGAGGAAUACAUGGAGCCUAAUCCUGUUAAGGUGGUUGUAGGUUCCGAGGAUACAGCUGCCAACCAUGAUGUCAUGCAGAUUGUUGAGGUAUUGGAAGACCAUCUACGAGAUCAGCGUUUGAUUGCUUUGCUAGAAAAAUAUCACAAAUCUCAACAGAAUAGAGUGUUGGUUUUUGCCUUGUACCAGAAGGAAGCUGAACGUCUUGAUGGAAUGCUAAAAAAGAGUGGUUGGAAUGUUGUUUCUAUACAUGGCAAAAAACUACAAGAACAACGAACGAAGGCAUUGUCAUUAUUCAAGAAGGGAAGCUGUCCUUUGAUGGUUGCUACUGAUGUGGCUGCUCGAGGAUUGGAUGUUCCGGAUGUUGAGGUAGUAAUCAACUAUACUUUUCCACUCACUACAGAGGAUUAUGUCCACAGAAUCGGCAGGACUGGACGGGCUGGUAAGAAGGGUGUUGCUCACACAUUUUUCACACAUCAUAAUAAGGGGCUCGCUGGAGAGUUGGUCAAUGUUCUUAGAGAAGCUGGGCAAAUUGUUCCACCUGCCCUUUUGAAAUUUGGCACUCAUGUGAAGAAAAAGGAGUCCAAGUUAUACGGGGCUCACUUCAAAGAAAUCUCUGCAGAUGCUCCGAAGGCUAAGAAAAUAACUUUUAACUCAGAUGAUGAAGAUUAA